Messenger RNA from Aedes aegypti (yellow fever mosquito), 2133 nucleotides. RefSeq names its product zinc finger protein 883. Gene Ontology annotation, biological process: regulation of transcription by RNA polymerase II. Gene Ontology annotation, molecular function: RNA polymerase II transcription regulatory region sequence-specific DNA binding; zinc ion binding; DNA-binding transcription factor activity, RNA polymerase II-specific. The coding region runs from base 80 to 2068 and encodes 662 amino acids. Lineage: Eukaryota; Metazoa; Arthropoda; Insecta; Diptera; Culicidae. Gene Ontology annotation, cellular component: nucleus. The transcript is spliced from 4 exons. The record is from RefSeq and is a predicted model, not a curated record.
UUCUGUUCUACAAAGCGGUUUUAUAGUGAUAAACUAGUGAUCUGAUCUGGUAAUCAGUCGUCACUCUGUAGUGGCAAUAAUGCCCUGUGUGGUGCCGACCUGUGGCACAUCCGAGGGCAGCUUCAUGCUGUUCCCCAGGGACGGGUCGCUGUCGGAACGGUGGUUCGAGGCCAUCCAGAUCGGCUGUGGUAUUCUGAUGGAGCUGGCCGAAGGGCGCGAUCUGAGCCAGACGGAGAUCUGCCUGUGGCACUUUGAAGCGAACGAAACUGUGCCGGACGAGGAGGACCUGCGCUAUCGGGAACCGAAGCUGUUCUUGAACGGCAAUGGGGAGAAAGUGGAAAUCGUCAGUUGCCGGUUGUGCUUGCAUUUCUACCCGCGCUAUUGCGUGGUAUCCUCGGAUGGAAUCCUUGACGGAGUGGACCUUAAGUCGACCAUUUACGAAGCGUUGAGCAUCGCUCUCGGGGAGGACGAUUUUCUGCAGCACAUUUGUAUGGAGUGCCUAGCCCGACUGGAGAUACUGAAUUCGAUUCAGCGGGAGUUUUCCCAGGCGGAAGUGGAGUUCCAGGAGUUGCUCAAAUCGGCGCGGGAAAGUACGUUCGACGUACACAGUAUGGUCAAGCUGGAGCAUCCCUCGGUGGAUGCCUUCAUAGAGGAGGAACGAGCCGAAUCGACUCCGGAGCCGGAGUACGACAUUGUUGAGGAAGUUAUCCACGAUGAGACCGCGACCGAGAAAGCCACCGUUAAGGUGACCAUUACGGAAAGGAAGAGGAAGGAUCUGCCGGUGGUCAGGGUCAGAAAGAAACGAAGACGGGUGCAGUUAAAUCUGGUCAAAAUGAUGAAAAGGAAAUGUUACAUUUGCUCAACGGUUCUGAAAGAUGCCAACGAACUAUCGCUGCAUCUAACGGAGAUGCAUUCCACCACGAGUGGCUACCACUGCAAAGAAUGUUCCAAAGAUUUCCCACUCUUGCCGGCUUACAACCGGCAUCUUUCUCGUCAUGAACAGUCCGAAAGACCGUUCAAGUGCAAUUUCUGCCCAAUCCAUUUCAAAUCGACGGUUCGACUGAAAGCCCACGAGAACAAAUUCCACGGCACAGACCACGACGUAAACUACCUUCCGGAACAGCCCUCCAGAAUAGAAUGUGACAUCUGUGGAAAAGCAUUCAACUACAGGCACAAGCUGAAGGUUCACGUUCGAAUGGUGCACAUGGGAAGUAAGCAACCGACGUGUAGCAUUUGCCAUAAAAGUUUCACUGCAACGUCCAGCCUCGAAAGGCACAUGCUUCUGCACACGAACGAGAAGCCACAUGUCUGCGGGAAGUGUGGAGCGUCCUUUCGUCGAGCGCUUCAGCUUCGGCACCAUAUGUCGAUGGAGCACGAGGGAAAAAAUCCCCACGUUUGCAGCGAAUGCAACGAGGAGUUCAAGAACUACCAUCAACUCUACAAUCACAAGCAGAUCGUGCACCAGAACAAGGCCCACGCCAGGAAGGCCAAGCAACGGAUUUAUCAUCUCGAUUGCAAACUCUGCAAGGCGACCCACACCAAAACGGCCGACCUGGAGCGACACAUCGAAGUGGACCAUAGCGAUCAGUCCUAUCCGUACACCCAGUGCGCGGAUUGUCCGCGAACUUUCCUCUCCAAGAGCCACUUGGAUCAGCACAAGGCCAUCCACACCGACAAAUACGCCUGCCAGGAGUGUGGCAAGCGGCACACAUCCAUCCAGGUGCUGCAAACCCACGUGGAGAGGGCGCACUCGGAUGUUCGAAGGUACGAUUGUCCGGUUUGCAUCAACAAGUCGUACAAAACGGCGGUCUCGCUGCGGCAGCACAUGGCCACGCACUCACACGGGAAGAAGUACGUUUGCGAGUUCUGCAACAAGGGCUUCGUGCGGAAGGAUCACAUGCUGAUACACCGCCGAAUCCACACCGGCGAGAAGCCUUACCAAUGUGUGAACUGCCUGAAACGGUUCAACGACAAUGCCAGCUUCUGCAGGCACAAGAAGCGCUGUCUGGAACCGAUGGCCAAGGCGGACGAUGACAAUGUGGAUGAUCUUCUUAAUUUUGACUUUUGAUUUAAGUUAGCACAAUUUAGUUGUCAGUAAUAAAUAUUAUUAACAAUUGUAGAUACCUUAUCCUA